ACAAUUUGCUUUUACAGACAAAAUCAACAGUUGAGUUUUUUAGUUGAAACCAUUUGUGUGUAAUUUUUGUUAAUUUCUUUUAUUUAAUUAAAUGUAUAAAAAUGUUGAAAAUAAAUUUUUUACUUAUACUUAUAACUACAAUAACAAAUUCAAAACAUUGCCACCGACUGCAUUGUGAAGGUCAUGCCCAUGAAAUCGAAUUUGAAGAGCCGGGUUUCUAUCAGGAAAGCAAUAUUGUGUUUCCUAAUACCAAACCGAUUGCAUAUCCUAAUAGAAAUGAUGAAAUACAAUUCGAAAGUCAUAAUAAACCAAAGCCGCGUCCAAAUAAUGGAAAUAAGAAAAAACAUCGCAAGAGAAUCUGUGAAAAAAAAUAUGUUGAAUAUAUUCGACGCAUAUUUCCGAAUGAUGCAGACAUAAUUGCAGAUGCUAACGAUACCGACUUUAACGGUCGUGUUCUUGCUUUUCCAGGGGAAUAUCCACAUAUGACAGCAGUUGGUUUUGAAAUGGAUAACCAAGACAUUGAUUACAAAUGUGGAGGUAGUCUUAUUAGUGAGAACUUUAUCGUAACUGCAGCUCAUUGUACAAACAUUACCGGACAAUCUCCAAUUCAAGUACGCAUAGGUGACUUAAACCUAAAAGCAGAUGAAAAUAAUGUAGUACCACAAACACUUAGAAUCAGAAACAUAUACAUUCAUCCCAGCUAUCGAUCUAGUUCAUAUUACAAUGAUAUAGCUUUACUUGAACUCGAAGAUGAUGUAGAAUUUACAGAAUUUGUGCGACCCAUACAUCUUUGGGUUAAUGAAAGUAUACCAUAUACUAUUGCAUUUGCAAUGGGCUAUGGAGCGACUGCUUUUGGAAAAGAGCGUACGAAUCGCUUAACUGAUUUGAAUAUGACAAUUAUAUCGAAUGAUGAGUGCAAUCGUGUGAUGCCCGCAUUACCAGAAACAGCGUCUGGUAUAAUUUCCAGUCAAAUUUGUGCACAGGAUAAAUUAAUGAAUCGCGAUACUUGCCAAGGUGACUCUGGUGGUCCAUUGCAAUUAAAUGUACAAGGACGACGACGUAGAAAGCGUAAGCAUUUUUAUUUAAUCGGUAUAACUUCAUAUGGUUUAGCUUGUCGCAGUGGCAAUCCAAGCGUACAUACGAGAAUAUCAUCAUAUCUAGAUUGGAUUGAAAGCAUUGUUUGGAGAAAUGAAUAG
This is a messenger RNA of Teleopsis dalmanni, 1196 nucleotides long. Its product is annotated as serine protease snake-like. Gene Ontology annotation, molecular function: serine-type endopeptidase activity. Bases 102 to 1196 code for a protein of 364 amino acids. Gene Ontology annotation, biological process: proteolysis. The transcript is spliced from 6 exons. The record is from RefSeq and is a predicted model, not a curated record. NCBI's taxonomy places the organism in Eukaryota, Metazoa, Arthropoda, Insecta, Diptera, Diopsidae.